This is a messenger RNA of Sander lucioperca (pikeperch), 4321 nucleotides long. RefSeq names its product p53-induced death domain protein 1 (gene pidd1). Lineage: Eukaryota; Metazoa; Chordata; Actinopteri; Perciformes; Percidae. The record is from RefSeq and is a predicted model, not a curated record. Bases 614 to 3643 code for a protein of 1009 amino acids. Gene Ontology annotation, molecular function: protein binding. The transcript is spliced from 15 exons. Gene Ontology annotation, biological process: apoptotic process; DNA damage response; signal transduction.
GCUCGAUUUUAUUCACCUAGACAACCGGAGAGGCGGGGCUCCUUACUUUUAGACCGAUACAGAUGGUUAGACUCUUCCCGUCGGCUGUCGGUGGACGAUGUACACGAAAACGAACGAUCAACUGUGACGCAAACCCUUUUCUUUAAAAACAUUCGCACAUAAGGAAGUAAGAAAGCAGAGGGAUGGUCGAGAGACUACAGAGAAGCCAUCAAUGAGAGAAACUGGCUUACCCGGGGACAAAUGUUACACAUUAUUUAGUAAAUUACACUACAUUAGUAGCUAAUUAGUAACAUUAGAAACGGAGCAUAAGAGGGCAUCUGAUAUGUAGCUAAUACUUAGCUGACAUUCACGUUAACAGUGGUUAUCUAGCUAGCUAAUAUAGCUAACAUUACUGUAACGUAAACUGUUGACACUCAGCAAACAUGUCCAGUAAAAUAUUCCUCGUUUUUCAUGGCAGUCAUUUAGCUCUAUCUGACUUUAAUGAAUUUAUAAUCUAAUAGUACCAUGAUGAGUAAUGUUACAGACACAUCAUGCAGAAGGAAAACCUCGGACCAGUAUUGGACUAGUAGGGAUCUGAUGGCUAGUUAGCUGUCGUGUUAUAACAGUGUCUUCAAUGGAAAGAAGCAGCGACGAAGUUGCAGCUACUGAUGAAGAGGAUGGAGACCAGGCAGCCGGUUGGAUUGUGAAGGCAGGCAGGUCGGAGGAUGAAAAAGUGGAAAUGACACCUGCAUAUAACCCAUCAAGGACAACAUCCACAGGUGGAGUACCAGACCCUUCUACGGACAUUUUAGCUCUGAGGCUCUGCAGAGAACUUGUGUACCAGGAUAAGAAGAAAUCAGAGAGCGAGACUGGACUAACUGUAUCAAGUGGUGUGAUGUCUGAAGGUCAAGCAGCAGUUGUUGAGCCAGAGAGGGAUGUUCCCUCUGUGUCUCCCACCAGCCUUACGGACACCUGUGGUCCCUCUAUGUCAAGCCUCUCCUCUUACUUCUUCGCGCAUCAUCAUGCCAUUUGUUCUUCAUCCUCAUCUUCAUCUUCCUCUGUCUUGUCUCUGACUCCACCCUUGCCUUCCUCUAUGGAGCUCCCUGCUGUGUUGACUGAUACAAGGCUAACCCUGGAUGUGUACCAGGGAGGAGCAGCUGCACUGCCUCUGCUUUGGGGGUCCAUCCCAGGGCAGCUAAAGGGUCUCCAGUACCUGAGACUGGGCUCUGAGGAUAAACCAGGCCUGGAUGGUGCACUGGAUGUCCUACCCCAUCUGACAGAGCUGCGUUCACUCGCUGUUCGGGGACACUGUUUUUAUGACUCACAAGGUGAACCGCUGUCUGGCCUCCUCACCACUUUGCCUGCAUCUCUUUCCUCCCUUUCUCAUCUGGUGCACCUGGAUCUCUCCUUCAACCAGCUCUCCUGUCUGCCAUCCUGCCUUCUCAGCUUGCCUGUGCUGUCCUCUUUGCUCCUCUGUCACAACCACCUCUCAGCUUUGCCUCCUGAUAUAGGCCAGCUGUCCUCCCUCACCUACCUCUCCCUCCUGGGGAACGAGCUGGUCGUUCUUCCCCCAAGUCUGGGUCAGUUGAAUGCACUACAGACACUGGAUAUUUCCCAUAACCUCCUUCAACAGCUGCCUGAUGAAAUUGGUUCUUUGGAGGAGCUUGUUAAGCUGGAAUUGUCCCACAACAAACUGAAGCAGCUACCAGAGAGCAUGGGCUGCCUCCUCGCUCUCAGGGAGCUUGCCAUCUACAGCAAUGAACUCCGCCUAAUCCCACAUUGCCUAAACAAACUGCCUCUACUGAAAAUAGAUGUGCGUGACAAUCCUUUGGGACAACCCUCAACCCCUCCUCCUCUUCCUCCUACAUCUGAUCAAGCAGAAAUGAAAAUUCAAGAGUUGCACCUUGGAUUUAAUCAGCACAGUUUCUGUGUUUCGUCUACCGGGUGUCAUGUGUUUCUCCCAGGGGGGGCUGAGCUGCUGUUCCCCCCGGGGUGCCUGGUGACAACCACAAGGCUGAAGUGGGCUGAGAAAAGGCCAGAAAGAAGGUGGGUGUGGCUGGAAGAGCAUGACAUCUUGCUGAGUCGUCCACUGGAACUUCGUCCUCAUGGAAUUACAUUUCUAAAGCCUGUGGAGGUGUGUGUGCCAUAUCAUCGGUCAAAAAGAAGAGAGGUGGUGGUGAAGAGGUUUGACGGACACGCAUGGAGCACUCUGCCCACUGUUCUGAGGAGAGGAAGCGAGAGCCAUAGCAGCCACCCUGGUGGACGUCCAGCCAGGCUGGCCUGCUGCUCUGUGAGCCAGUUCUCCUGGUUUAUCGCAGUGUCCAGUCCAGUAAAGGACAGUUGCUCUGUUACACCAGCUGGAGCCCUGCUGGUAUCCAGCGCUGACCCUGGAGUUAAGAUCUGCUUCCCUCCAGACUCCACUGUGCAGUCUCGCACUAUAACCUUACAGGUGCUGCAGGUGUGUGUGUCAGAGGUACAGGCACUGUGUGAUGAUCCUCAGGCCAGAGUUAGCCCCCUCCUCUGCCUCUCCCAGACCCCCAGCAUACAUUUCCUGCAGCCUAUUAAAGUUCAGGUACCUCUGCCAGCUGGAGUCACAGGCCAUACAAUUGAUAUGUCCUGUUUGCAUCUGCUACAUGGAGACCCCACUGCCCAAACCUGGACUGACAUCACAUCGCAAGUGUCUCUCUCCAUCACCCAUUUGUAUGCAAUUUUCUACAUCACACAUUUCUCCUGGUACUGGCUGUGGUACACCACUACACGCUGUGUUAGUGGGGUGGUCAGGAAGGUCUAUCAAAGGCUAAAACAGUUCAGAGUCCAGUUCCUCGUCCUCCAGAGGAAGACUGAUCCUUCACAAGUUAUGCUACAGUGUUUACCUGCUACCAAGGUGGAAAGCAGAGUGCAGUCUUUGUCAGAGCAAUAUGACGGACCUCAGCCUUCAGACCUGUGUGACCUGCUGGAAGGAGAGCAGUUCUUUGCUGGCUUUGAAAGGGGCUUAGAUGUCAGCACAGAGAGACCAGAUUGUGUGGCGGGAAGACUGUGUUUUGAGUUUUACUCCAGCCUGAAGAAUCUGAAGGAAGUGUACAUCUGUCCAGCUCAGGGUCAGAAGGGGCCAGUGAGGGGACAAGUGUCUUUUUAUAGAGGGGAGAUUCCCAGCAAUCUACCAGAGGAAGUGGCGAGAAAGAGGAAAGGACCUGACAGCCAGUGGCUGGCAACUUUACCACUAAGACUUCCUGCCCUAAACUCAGAAAAUAAUUUCAUCAUGGAAGAGCUUCAGUAUCCCCCUCUGAACCUGGGUGACCCUGAGAGCGGCUACCUGACAGAAGCCAACCUGCUGUCCAUCUCACUUCAGAUAGGACAAGACUGGCGUGUUAUUGGCAUCAAUCUUGGCUUAAGCUACCAGGAGUUGGACCGCAUCCAGUUCAAGUACAGGGACAACCUGGGAGCCUUGGUGCUGGACAUGCUGUUCCACUGGGCCCGGGGACAGAGGAAUGCAGGACCAGGAGCAGCGUCGAGGCUGGUGGCCGCUAUGAUCGAGAGCGGCAGGAGAGACCUGGCAGAUGAGAUCGAGGACAUUGUCAAUAUAGGAAGGAGAAAGUACUCCGAGUCACUAAAGAGAGUGGGCCUGGAAGCAGAGAGCUCCUCCCUCUGUGAAACACAGCAGUAGAUGAACCCACGCUGGGUGCAGAUGGCUGACUUACACUUGAGUAACCUGUUUGUUUACAAUGCACACCCAUCAUCUCAUCCUGCUGUCUAAACAACUGUCCCAGAGUACAAAAAAUCUAUCUUAACACAAUCAUGGUAGUCAGUUAACAGCUGGCGACACCUUUCAGAAGACUUACAGAAGACAGGGGAAAUGGAUGGACUGCAUGAAGAUGAUGGCCUGAGGCUGGUUCUUUCCACUUUCCUUUUUUUUUUUUUUUAAACUGUCUCAGUAUGCAAGACAACACUAUGGAAGCCCAUUUCUACCAGGAAAAGAAAAACAGUGAUGAAAAAUUAUAUAUGAUAUAAAUAAAAAAUACUUAUGGUAAGUAAAAAAUUAUGAAAUGCUAAGUCACAAUUUGUUACUUAAUAUCAAAUAUUUUUUACUUGGUAUGUCAUAAUUACAAAGUAAUGACAUUAGUCAUUACCAUUUUGACUGAGUAUGUCAUAAUUGUGAAAAAGUUGGCCUAUUAAUGGUGCGUUCCAUCUGUACUCGUGUAUGUAUAUUAAAUCAGUCUUAAACACAGUACUGUCCUACAUCUAUAUGCGGACAUGUUGUUAAAGGAACACGCCGACUUAUUGGGACUUUAGCUUAUUUACCGUAUCCCCCAGAGUUAGAUAAGUCCAUACAUACCCUUCUCAU